Messenger RNA from Lineus longissimus, 4867 nucleotides. Its product is annotated as ADP-ribosylation factor-like protein 8B. Gene Ontology annotation, biological process: protein transport; anterograde axonal transport. Gene Ontology annotation, molecular function: GTPase activity; GTP binding. Gene Ontology annotation, cellular component: lysosomal membrane. Bases 55 to 612 code for a protein of 185 amino acids. NCBI's taxonomy places the organism in Eukaryota, Metazoa, Nemertea, Pilidiophora, Heteronemertea, Lineidae. The transcript is spliced from 6 exons. The record is from RefSeq and is a predicted model, not a curated record.
UUUGACAGGAGACUGUGCAUUUUACUUCCUACUUUUUCAUCAAAUAUCUUCAAGAUGCUUUCGCUAUUUCAACGAAUGCUUGAUUGGUUCAAGAGUCUAUUUUGGAAAGAAGAGAUGGAACUCACAUUAGUGGGUCUCCAAUAUUCCGGAAAGACAACAUUUGUCAAUGUUAUUGCGUCUGGACAGUUCAGUGAAGACAUGAUUCCAACAGUAGGGUUCAAUAUGAGAAAAAUCUCUAAGGGAAAUGUCACAAUUAAGCUUUGGGAUAUUGGUGGUCAGCCACGAUUCAGAAGUAUGUGGGAGCGUUACUGCAGAGGAGUCAAUGCCAUUGUAUACAUGGUGGAUGCAGCUGAUCAUGAUAAAAUCGAGGCCUCUAGGAACGAACUUCAUAAUCUAUUAGACAAACCGCAGUUACAAGGUAUCCCAGUGUUAGUCUUAGGUAACAAGAGGGACUUACCGCAGGCACUCGAUGAGAAGGAACUUAUUGAAAGGAUGAAUUUGUCAGCAGUUCAAGAUAGGGAAAUAUGCUGUUACUCAAUAUCAUGUAAAGAAAAAGACAACAUAGAUAUCACCUUACAGUGGUUAAUACAGCACAGUAAAUCGGGCCGUUGAGGUGGCACCCCAAGUGUUGUUUCCCAGGUGCACUUCAGAGAAAACUUGCGGAGCAACACAGAAACUAAUUUUCCAUAUAAUGUAUGCAGCCAUUACAUAGCUAUGGGUGACAUUAUACAUGUAUAUGUACACAAUAGAUUAUUAUGCAUGUGACUGCCGAAUUUAACCCUUUCACUUGCAAGGAAAUGAUUGCUAGUGAAAGGGUAAAAAAGAGUUACCUUAACAAAAAUCACUUUGGCGUACAAUUUUUGGUGGGUUUUAUUUUAUAUGGCAAGCCCAGUCAUGAUUAUCUAAGUCGUAGACAAGUUAUUUGAUUGAGGUAAUUUGAUCAUUGUGAAGAGAAAUGCAAGGGUUAUCAUCAGUAGAACCUCUCCUUGAUAUAGAGGUGUCCUGAUUACUGAGGUAAACUGAAUCCAAAUCCCAUCAUGGCAAACCAGACACAUGUCGGACUGAAGUUGAGCCUAAAGUACACCAGGUAAUUGGAGAAAUUGAUGUACUCAGAUUUCACAAAAGGCAGACAACAAUGAAAUAAACAGUGUGACUCUGGGAGAUAAAUUGGAGAAAUUGAUGUACUCGGAUUUCACAAAAGGCAGACAAUGAAAUGAACAACCAGUCUGCCCCUACCUGUCCGAGUAUAAUGCACCUAGUUUUGUUCUGUCUUGUCACAUCAGACAUAGAGGUUUUACGCCUCAGGGAGCCCACUUUGGGAGGUGUGACUGUAUUUGGAUGCAACCAUGUCGAAAACCAAAGUUUGGGUUCAGAAAAGUAGACUGUUAGGCAGGAUUAACAUAGAAUUCUGGUGUCGUAGGUGAACUGAAAUGUGAAACAGAUCUUUCGAAAUUGCAGUCAAGAGAGGCAUCCAUGUUUAAAACAACUUGUGUUUGUGCAUGAAUCGUGAGACGUGACUUGUCUUUUAUGGCGAUGUUUCUGAAGCUUGCCUCUGGGUUAGAAUCCUCGGUUAAAAUUAACAAUUCCCGAUCGGAAAUGACGUAGUUUGAUCGCAUUCAACUAUAAAUCCAUUGAACAGUGGUGCCUCAUUAGUCAACCGAUGACCUUUUUUUGGGGUGUGAUCGGGGAUUCUAAACUCGUUCCGAAUCCUCUGUUGCCAGCGGCCUUAUAUUCACUUGCAAGAAUUGAGGAAAUACACUGAUUUUUCAACCUCCCCCAGGAAAAUACCAAACAUUGAUCAAUAUUGAUAGAUACACGUUGUAGUUAAAAUUUGUCUCGAUAGUAAUUUCAGUAUCUUAGUUGAAAGCUAACCUCGGUCCUUCCAAGGGUAAAAAGUGCUGACUCAUCAUUUCGUGUGACCACGGCUAGUCAUGACGUUAUAAUGAAAUACAUCUUUCAUUGUGAUGCUUAUCAUUGCACGCAUGUUGCCAAGAAUAAAUAAAGGCAAAUAUUUCUUAGUUUUUGAUGUUACACGUCUUAAUCGGAUAGAAAAUUGGGGUUACAACGUUGAUAUUUCUAGAGUUUAAAUAAAGCGUCUAUCCGAUUUUAUAUCUUGCUGUGGUGUUUUUAAGUAGUGUGUAGAAUUUCUGUAUCUGAUUCCUGAUAAUUACAUCAUUCAAAGUGCUUGUUAGAGAUAAAUCUUUUUUUCAUGCCUUCGAAAAUAAUCGAAUGGCAGGUAAAUACCCAAAUAUGUGACGCGCCAUGACGAAACAAGUCGCAUGUCGCUCCGAGCUUGACAGGUUGAGACGGACUGGUUGUUCAUUUCACUGUUGUCUGCCUUUUGUGACAUCUGAGUACAUCAAUUUCUUCUAUUAUGUCCUGGUGUCAUUUUAGGCUCAUCUUCUGUGCGACAUGCAACUCAUUUUGUCGUGGUGGGUCAUAUAUACCCUUCUCUUUGGUGGGUCACAUAUGACCCUCCUUCUGCUUGUGUGAAAUCCAGAUAGCAGUUUAAUCUCUAAAUUGCACCGCUCUUAAUUUAUUAAUUGCAUUUAUUAAUUAUCAUGGACUUGUAGUUUUUCUCAAAUAGUCGUGGACGCUCUGUUCUGCAACUGCGCUAUAGAGUAGUAUAAUCAAAAAUGUAUGAGACUCACUUGAAUAUUUUUGCUAUAAUGCAAUUGUCAUUUAGUAACUUAUAUCCCCCUCCUCAAGGAUAGGCAAGAUACAGAUUCAUACAUGUAGCUGCCGAUUAUUUAGAGUGCAACUUAUACCCCCCAAGGGUAGGCAAGAUUCCGCUAUGCAGCUUUGUCAAUGCUUAAUAGAGAGGUGUCCGCUAAGGGAGGUUCCACUGUACUUAAAUCUUACAUUUCGCAUACAGAGUUGUCAACUAUUUACUGGCGAAUGUUUUGAUUUUAUAGUUCAUUAUGGAUGUAGCAAAUAUGUAAGUCAUUUUCAUCCAAUUUCAUUGACCUACAGCAUGUCUCAGAAAACAAUCAGAAUAAAUGAAUUUUGGUCGAAUGUUUCUGUGCCAUGGUGUGGAAUGUGAUAACAUUUAUAAAGCAUUCCAGUUUCUGCCAUGUACUAUAACCACCAAAUUUUCAAAGGUGUUCGGUUUUUUCAGAUUUCACAAGUAUAACCUUGCUUUGCAAAACAAGAAGUUGGCAAAAAAAUUUGAUGUACCAAUUUACAUCGUCAUUUAUAAAAACAACGCUAAUUGUGUUUCCGCUGAGUCAAAACUGUAAAGUAGACUCUCUUUUGCUACGAUAAUAAGUUUGAAGAGGCUAUAGUCACGGACAUUCCCUAUCGAAAAAGAGAGAUUUCUCUCACUGCGACAUCACCAUGACAACAUGAUGAUUAGUACAAAAGUACAAAAUACAACAGUUCUGUUUACGCGCAAUCUUUCCAAAGUGGCAGGAAAAUUUCAAUUCUAACUCAUCGAAUGAUAAAUUUCGGCAGCAGGUACAGAAUUUACCGCAAAUUGAGUCUUGGGUUUGGCGGUUUGACAUCUCUGCCGCUUUAUAUGGGCAGAAAAAUUCUUCACAUCAGUUCGAGGAUUAUCUUUAGUUUAAAAUGCCUUUAUAGACGACUCUUAGUCGACUGCUCUUGCUGUAGCCACCUGAGUCGUGUGCAACCGGCGGUGUUGUGAUGCGCAUUUUGGGAUCAAAGUUGUCGGCCACCUUGUGGCAAUGUAUGGAACUAGAUUGUGUCCUCGCAUAAUCGUUGCUGUAACUGUAUGUAUUUAUACGAUGAAAUUACGAACUGAUUGUAAUCAUUAUUUAAACUCUACUGUAAAUAUUUCAACUUCGUGAAAUUUUGUAAGUUGUCAGUUUCAAGACAUACCGGUAGGCCUUAUGUGUUGUGCUAGAUAGAUAUCUGUGCAAUAAAAUAAAACUAUUUGUCACCAAUGUUUUUGCCUAGAACCGAUAGUACCGGUUUCGACAGGCCAUUGUCUUCUAAUAUAAACCAUUCCUAUGAUUUUGAUGAUGCCUUCAGAGACUCACGAAGGGGUUUUGUAGCAAGACAAAGUCGUAAUCUUCCGAUUUGGUCUGUGAUCCAGAUUUAGUUUUCUCCACAGUCCUGCUAGGCCUGACUGAAGUAUUCACUGGCAUUUUUUGCUCGGGAUGAAUGACUAUAUGGAGGAUCCUUGUACCAAAACAUGUGGGAAAGUCUGGUUUUUUGGUCGAAAUGUGAAACCCACACUAAGCAAAUGAAAGGCAGAGUGUAAAAAAGAAUGACAUACACUAAUCGAUCGUAAAUACUUAAAGUCUGGCUAUUCUGAUCAAAUUCAUUAUCCAUAUGUGUGCAUGGAAUAUUUGAUAUUUGCUAUUGUGCUGAUAUUUUUGUGGUAAAGAUGUGCUCUUCAUUUCCAUUACUGAUGAAUUCUUAUGAAUUUCAUUCAAGAUGCUGACCGUUAAUUUGUAUAUAGUUAUUACGUUCCUGUAUAGUCAGUCGUAGGUUCCUAUCUGAUUUUGAUGUCAUGGUUAAUAUCUGUUUAUUUAAGCCAGAAAACACCCAUUGGAAAUUGCGGGAAGUCGUGUUAUAGCAUCCAAUGGGGCCACAACUCCACCAAAUUCUUGUCACUUUCCCAGUGCCGAAAUGGCCUUGAAAAUUCAUAGUGUUGGAAACCUACUACCUUGUUGAUAUCCUUGCCAACCAUUCAAAACUGGAUCCAUCCUGUUUCAAAUCAACACUAAAUUAGGCCAGAAUCCUGCGCUACACACGGGCUGAAUCAACUUUGUGUACAGGUGCUGUUCAUGCAGGCACUGUUCGUGCAGACACUGUUCGUGCAGGCACUGUUCGUGCAGGCACUGUUCGUGCAGGCACUGUUCGUGCAGACACUGUUCGUGCAGGCGCUGUUCGUGCAGGCGCU